Messenger RNA from Sus scrofa (pig), 6630 nucleotides. NCBI's taxonomy places the organism in Eukaryota, Metazoa, Chordata, Mammalia, Artiodactyla, Suidae. The record is from RefSeq and is a predicted model, not a curated record.
GAGCAAGGCCAGGGAGGGAACCCGCAUCCUCAUGGAUCCUAGUUGGGUUUGUUAUUGCCAAGCCACGACUGGAACUGCCUGGUGAUGUUUCCAGAUGUGCCGGUGGGCAGCUGGUCUGCUCUUCUCACUUUCCUAGUUUUCUAAAUCAAGUAGGUGGAUCAUAGGCCCCUUUGGCUACUCAAUAAGUAACUGUCUGAGCACAGUGAGGCUCCUGCUCCUGCAGAGGUGUCUGGGUGUGCCAAGCAGCGGAAAGGAGGUCCAGGCACCCGGACACUAAACUGAUGUGAAGGGGUGUCUGGAUUUUGGAGGUGGCACACUGGUGCCAGGGGGCCUGGGGCGUGAGCAGCUGGGACCCUUCUAUUCCCAGGGCACAGCGUCUGGUUUCCACGUUGCUCUGUCAGGACGUGGAGGCGGCCGGCAUGGGGUGAGCAGGAGCCAGCCCAGCCUGCAGCGUGUCCUUGGUCAUGAUAAAAACCAGGGAACACUGGCUCGCUGCCACCGCUACAGGCUUGCUGGGGGCCAAACACGAGUCAUACACGCCAGCCCUUUCCUUUCCCUCUUGUGCCUAUUCCCCUGCUGUGCUGUCACCAGACUGUCACCAUGUAUAGCGAGCAGGCAGAAAUAAAAGUCAGGUGGGGCUCAGCACCGACGCCCCCGCAUGUGCCAGCCUGUGGGCGUGUUUUGCAGGCUCCCAGAGGGAGUUCGGGCUGUUUACAGCCGCCCACGGGGGGGAGGGCGGCAGCGCAGCCGGCUCGCGCCUGUGGAAUGUUCUCUCACUGCCAGAGAUCCGGUCGCGGAGGAGGCCUGCCCUGCCCUGAGCUCUUAAUGUGAAGGGGCAGGAGCGACCCUGGAGCCAGGCUGCGUGACGGGUAGGGACCGGGAGCCGCUUGGGGCCUGUCCCCCUCUGUCCCUCGCUUCCCUCAGGCUCCACACCCGAUGGCGCUCCCGGGCCCACGCCCCGCCAUCAUCCCCGAGGAUGAAGAGGUCCCCCAGGCAGCCCGGAAUGGGGUCCACCGGGCUCCUGGCGGCGAGGACGAGAGGGCUGUGUCCAGGCCACAGCGCAGGCACAGCGACCUCAAGGUCUACAAGGAGUUUUGCGACUUUUAUGCGAAAUUCAACAUGGCCAACGCCCUGGCCAACGCCAGCUGCGAGCGCUGCCGGGGUGGCUUCGCGCCCGCGGAGAAGAUCGUCAACAGCAAUGGCGAGCUGUACCACGAGCAGUGCUUUGUGUGCGCCCAGUGCUUCCAGCAGUUCCCCGAGGGCCUCUUCUACGAGAUUCAGACCUUUUCCUGUUUCACAAGCUGUUUCUGAGGAGGGAAGGGUCUUUAUCAGCCGCUGGGCCAGCAUUUUCCCACCAAGAGGUGUCCCCAGCAGGGAGGUCCUCGGCCAGCCCGGAGGGAAGCCACUUACCUGUCACCGCACAGAGCUUUGGAAAACGGAAAAAGUGUGCAUCAGGGACACUGUUCUAUUGACUGACACGUUUUUUGGCCCCCACUGUAUCCCCAAAACAUACCUUUCCUUCCACAAAAUCCCUGGGCGUUGGCCAGGAAUUGCUUUUACUGCCCAGAGUGAUGGCUUUCAGGCUGGGGCCAGGGCGUUGGGCGAGGGAGCCCCAAGGCUGUGGGAGGGGCUGCCCAGGGGCCCAGAGGAUGGCAGCAGGAGGAACAGUCUCACAAAGCUCUCAUGGGGGCUCUGCCUAGGCAGGAAGGUCAGCCCCCGAGCACCUGUAAGGGGCUAUGGGAUCUACUUUGAGGACACACUGGGCUCCACGCUCAACCUGCCUUUUCUUCCUUGAAAUGGUUUUGAUCACAGCAGGUUUGUGACGUAAAUGGGAUUAGACCCUAGUUUGGUCCCUGACAUAUAAGAUUUUUUGUUGAAAUGGGGCAAAGUAAGGAGAGAUUUCAGAGGAACAAGAGAGAAAGCCUAUCUCCAGGCUCUAUUUUCAAAUGUUUUUUCUUAUUUCCAUGGCCCACUGUUCCCUCUCUGUCACUUCCUUUUUCCCACAUGGUGUGUUCACUGGCCACUUUCGGGCAAUAAUAUUGCACAGCAGCAUCUGGACUUGGGGCCAGCUGGCCACCCGAGGGCACUUGGUCAGAGAGGCCAUGGCUGAUGGGAAGCAGGGUUGUCUUUGGCCGUGAUUUUUAACAUCUGAUGGAGCCCACGCCCAGUCGAGGGUUUCUGGCCUCGUUCUCUGUUGCUGCACCCGAGAGAGGUUGUGGUCAUGGAGGGAGUAGCACAGAUUUGGGGUCUCACAGCCUUGGAACCCAGCCUCCCCUGGCUUUGGUGUAGGGACUGAACUUUUCUGUAUUUUGGUUUUCUUUAAUGGGGGAAAAGCCCCCAUGUCAGGAUGUGGGUUUGGAUCUGGGCGGGCAGCAGAGCUGUACCCACCAGUGGGCCUCUCCCUGCCACAUGGGCGCUGCUGCACGUGCCAUGCCAGGGCCCCAAGUCCUCAGCUCUGCUGAUGCUUGGAGCUUUGUUGGGGGCACCUUGAGCAUUUGUUGGGUAUUGAAAAAUAUCCCCAGUCUCUAGGUGCCCAUUUGUGACAACCAGAAAUCCCCCCUGGGGAGCAAAGUCAUCCUCGGCCGAGACCUACUGCACUAACGUCCCUUCACGUAGGUAAUGAACUUCACUGCAGCGGUUGUAAGUGGGCUUGUUCCCCAGACUGGACACAGAGCCCUGCACAAAACAGGACCUUCUCAUGGUCCGUCUCUAAGAAUCUGCAGCCAGAGUUGACUCUUGUGCCAUAAAUCUAAUUAGAAAGUCUUUAUAGGAAGAACUCGCUUAAAGACCCUGGGAGUUCCCAUAGUGUCUCCGCAGCUUAAGGCCUUGCUCAGUGAGCUAAGGAUCCAGUGUUGCUGUGAGCUGUGGUGUAGGCCGGCAGCUGUAGCUCCACUUCGACCCCUAGCCUGGGAACCUCCAUAUGCCAAAGGUGUGGCCCUAAAAAGAAAAAAGAAAGACCCUAGAGAAAGCAUACACCUUUUUGUAUAAGUUGGCACAGGGAGAUAGGCACAGGCAGGCCUUGGAGAUGGGGUGGGUUUGGGUCCAAACCACCCAGUAAAGCGAAUAUCGCCGUAAAGCCAGUCAUACAAGGGUUCGCUUUUUGUUUGUUUCCUUGGAGUUUAGUUGAUUUAUAAGGUUAUGCCACUACACAUGGGUUUUUUUGGUUUCCUGGUGCACAUGAAAGUGUAUACUUAAUAGACUACACUGUAUGGAAUAUACUAUAUGUACACUACAUGUCCAUUUAGGGUAGUCUGUUAAGUAUACAGUAGCAUUAUAUCUAAUGAACUACAUACACACCUUAAUUAAAAAUAAUGCUGCUGGAAAAAUGGCACCAACAGACUUUCCCGAAGCAGGGUUGCCACAAACCUUCAGUUUGUAAAAAACACGUCUGCCAAGUGCAGUAAAGCAGGGUGUACUUACAUACAAUUCUCGGGUAGUUCAUUGCUUAGCUGUUUAAUAAAGUAUCAUCCUCAUUUAGCAGAAGCCAAGACGUAUUUUCUUGUUGUAAUUAGAACCGGUCCCCAAAUUGAAAUUCGUUUUUCUCGGAGUUCCCGUCGUGGCGCAGUGGUUAACAAAUCUGACUAGGAACCAUGAGGUUGCAGGUUCGAUCCCUGCCCUUGCUCAGUGGGUUAACAAUCCGGCAUUGCCGUGAGCUGUGGUGUAGGUCGCAGAUGCGGCUCGGAUCCAGCGUUGCUGUGGCUCUGGCAUAGGCUGGCAGCUACAGCUCCGAUUCGACCCCUAGCCUGGGAACCUCCAUAUGCCGCGGGAACGGCCCAAGAAAUGGCAAAAAGACAAAAAUAAAUAAAAAAAUUCGUUUUUCUCUUUUCAAAUAUUCUAUUUCUGCCGUUUAAUGUAAAUAACUUUUAAAUCUAAAUGAUUAUAAAAGUCACUCUGUUAUUCCUGGUUUACAUCUGCCCUGAAGAGGCCAGUCAGUUAGCUGGUGUGGGGGCGGCAAAGACAGGCGUGUUCUCUUCCACCGGGUUAGCGCCAUUGCAGUGAUCUGGAGUGGUUCCCUAGGACAAUGUCUGUGAGCCUGCUAGGGCACAUGCUCCUGGAUACAGCUAUCCCUGCUGUCUAUUCACUUGCUCAGCAAGUACCCACGAAAGCACCUGUGAUGUGGCCUGCUGUAAGUGACAGGCUGUGUGCUGGUUCCAACCUAAGUACAGUUUUCAGAGGGAUUUAAGUAGGAUUGGGCAGCUUUGGUGAUUCUUUUCAUCAUUUUCAGAAAGUCUAGAGAUUAUGUGAGUGCGUGGUUAUGUGUGAUUAGGGACUUGAAAUUCGGCAUUGUGGUUGUCUUCAAACAGAUCUGUCUUCAGAUAUCUUUUAUCGGUAUCUCCACAACCUCCAAUACCUGUGAAGAAGUUUUUUGGUUUUUUGGUUUUGGCUGCACCCAAGGCAUGUGGAAUCCAUUCCUGGGCCUGGGAUCUAACCUGCACCACAGCAGUGACAGUGCCAGAUCCUUAACCAGGGAACUCCCAGAAGUAUUUGUAAAAUGGCCAGUCACGGUGGCAUGAGGAGGAUUAGAUGCCAUUUCUAGGGAGAAACCCAUUCACAUGCAGCCCCAACCCUGACUGAGUAGCCACUGCACUGCCUCCUAAAUCCGACCUUGUGACAUCUGGGGUUUUCGCCACUAAAAGGAUUAUCUUAAUUCUUCCCCAAAGAACACGCUUUGUGAAAUAAAGCGGAGCCAACGGUUCCAGAGUGAAUUGACUCCAAAGGCUACCGACAGGCUGGACUGAGGCCGUGUCUGGCAACCUUCUCCAGCUCUGCUCUGGCCCGACUCGGGCCAGGGCUUCGGUCACACCUCACCUUUCUUUCUCCUUAGUUUGAAUUUCCCUAGUGUGGCCUUUUUUCCAUCACAAAUGCGAAACAGGAAAGACCAAUUGAUGGGGAAUGAUUUAGUGGAAAGACACUUUACAAAGAGGUUUCGUCCCUCAUUUCCUCUAACAGGGGAUGGUAAUGACUCAGGAAGGCUGCAGCCUUGGGGGAGAUGAGUGGGAGGAAACAGGCCCACUGCUGGCCCCCUGCUCAGACCAUGUCCGCACAUGCCUGGAAAUGAAUCCAUCUGCUGAGCCUCUGAUUCUGAGCUUUCUUUAAAGCAGCAAAAUUCUGUUUUUCCCCCAAAAGGAUCUUCACAAAAUGCAAAACAAAACUUAAAACUCCUUGGAGUUCCCUGGUGGCUCAGUAGAUUAAGGAUCCUGCCUUGUCACUACAGCAGUUCUGGUCGCUUCUGUGGUAUGGAUUCAAUCUCUGGCCCAGGAAUUCUUCCACAUGCCGAGGGCACAUCCAAAAAAAAAAGAAGAAGAUGAAGAAGAGCUGUUCUUGGCUGGAGUCCCCUGAACCACUCGUCCUGCAGCUGAUAGGUCCCGGCUUCUUCGGCCUCUUGUUAAACACUGCUGAUUCAGUGUGUUAACAUCUUUUACUCUACAGGCUUAUUCUGUGUUAACCCAGUUUCGGGUUUGUAGCAUGUACUAGCAAUAUUCCUGGGAGUUUGAUUCUUCCAGCUUCCUGAUUUCAGAUUUUUUUUCACUGUACAUCUCAGAGUUUUAUUUGCAUCAGCUUCCGGCCCUUCCCAGGGGUUCGUGUGUUUGCUCAUCUCUGCACACUUAGAGAAGAGGUAGUGUCCCCUUGCAGAAGCCUUCCUGGUUGCUGUGUGGGUGGUUUCCAGGGAACCUGUUUCCGAACCCUCAGGGUUUGCUUUCAGGGAUUCUUCUUCAAUUCGAUUUGCCUGAUCAUGUUUUUUAUUCACAACAGCGCCUACUCCUCCCACUUGAUAAAAAAAAAAAAAAAACUCAAAUUUUACUGUGACAAAUUCCUAUAGGACACCAACCAAAAUGGAUUUGUCAGGGUCCCUAAACCUUAGGCUUCCCAUCUUUCCUGGCUUCUGUAUUUUACUGCUAAGGGUGGAUCCUGGCUUGGGAGCUGUGUGUUUGCUCUGUACGCAGGUGUAUGGCAGGGUUGGGAAUGUGAGGCGUCCUUUAGGACUCUGCCUCUUCGUCCCCUAAUUUCAAAGGGACUCAUCCUUUUAAGGCAGAGAGAGCCAUGGAGAGAGGGUGAGUGUGUGCUGUGAGGCUCACAGGCCCUGAGACGUGCGGAGCCUGUGUCUGGGGUGGGUCCGGGCCCCCGCCAGGCUGCAUCCCCGCUUAUUACCUCCACGUGCUGCCCAUUAGAAUCACAGCUUUAAAGACUUGUUUAAAUCACAACCAACUCUCAUUUUUUCACUUUCUGGUAACAAAUACAUGUGCUAACCGCCAGGCCUCCUUUUGAUUUAUUUUUUUAAGUAAUAUAUGUCUUUCUCUUUCUGUUAAAUACAGAGUAGUUGCUGAUCAUUUCUUUUAUUUUUCUCAUUAAACUUUGGGGGGUUUUUUUUGGUCCUUUUUUGGGGCCACACCCACAGCAUAUGGAGGUUCCUAGGCUAGGGGUCGAAUUGGAGCUACAGCUACACCACAUCCAUAGCAACACUGGAUCUUAACCCACUAAGCGAGGCCAGGGAUCAGACCCUCAUCCUGGGGGAUACUAGUCGGGUUUGUUUCUGCUGAGCCAUGACGGGAACGCCUUAAACUUUGUUUUAAUGGGUCUCAAAAUUUUGAGACAGAUUUCUGGUCAAGUUAUUUCCAUUUAAAAAAAAAA